This is a messenger RNA of Ruditapes philippinarum (Manila clam), 3011 nucleotides long. Its product is annotated as poly(U)-binding-splicing factor PUF60-like. Gene Ontology annotation, molecular function: RNA binding. The record is from RefSeq and is a predicted model, not a curated record. Lineage: Eukaryota; Metazoa; Mollusca; Bivalvia; Venerida; Veneridae. Gene Ontology annotation, cellular component: catalytic step 2 spliceosome; precatalytic spliceosome. Gene Ontology annotation, biological process: mRNA splice site recognition; regulation of alternative mRNA splicing, via spliceosome; alternative mRNA splicing, via spliceosome.
CAAAUGCAGAAUUUCCAGAACACAGUACAAAGACAACAGGCUUUGGCUCUUAUGUGCAGAAUAUAUGUUGGAAGUAUAAACUUUGAAAUAAAAGAAGACACUAUAAAACAAGCGUUCCUGCCAUUUGGUCCUAUCAAAAGUGUGAACCUGUCAUGGGAUCCCAUUACAAACAAACACAAGGGGUUUGCAUUCAUAGAGUAUGAUAUACCAGAGGCUGCUCAGUUGUCACUGGAACAGAUGAAUGGUGUAAUGAUUGGUGGCAGAAAUAUAAAGGUUGGUCGACCUAGCAAUAUGCCGCAAGCACAGCCUAUUAUAGAGCAGAUUGCUUCAGAAGCUAAAAACUACAAUAGAAUUUAUAUAGCCUCCAUACAUCCAGACCUUACAGAGAAAGAUAUCUCAAGUGUGUUUGAAGCAUUUGGUAAAAUUGUAAGCUGUAUGCUGAUUAAAGAUCCAACAUCUAAAGGAGGACUAAGACAUAAGGGUUAUGGUUUUAUAGAGUACACAAAUUCUCAAUCAGCAACAGAUGCUGUGGCAUCCAUGAAUCUGUUUGAUCUGGGAGGACAAUACCUUAGAGUAGGAAGAGCAAUAACUCCACCAGAUGUAUUGAUGCAGCCUCAGACACCAGGUCUUGGCGCUAUGCCAACAGCAGCAGCAGUAGCAGCUGCAGCAGUCACUGCUAAAAUAACAGCAAUGGAUGCUCAACAGCAGCUUAUUCCUCCAGGCGUAGUAAACCCAACCCAGUUGGGUGUUACAGGUAGCCCAAAAUUAGGGUUACAAGCUGACCUUAACAUGAUUGGAGGCCCUGGUGUAGUUAUACCACAGUCUCUAGGCAUAGCUCCGCCCACUGUGGCAAAUAUACCACCACCAGGUGUCGUCACUGCAGGCUUGGCGGGACCUAAAGCUCUUCCUAAAGUAUCAUCUAUGAUGCCGCCAACGACAGGAAACAGUUUACAGGCUGCGAUCUCUUCAAUGGUGGACUCGGACUCGGAGAAAAGACGAGAGAAGGAGAAAGAGAAAGAACGAGAGAAGAAAGAAGCUGAGAAGAAGAUGGCAGAGGAAGAAGUAAAUCAAACAUUAGAACAACAAGAGACGAUGAAGAUUAGUGGUAGUAACGCGCGGCACAUGGUGAUGCAGAAAUUAAUGAGACAAUCUCAGAGUAGAGUAAUGGUAUUGAAGAAUAUGGUAGGUCCGGAGGAUUUAGAUGAUGAGUUACAGGCCGAGGUAUCGGAUGAAUGCGGCAAGUAUGGACAGGUGAACAGAGUAAUUAUAUAUCAGGAAAGACAGGGAGAAGAAGAUGAUGCUGAAGUUAUUGUGAAAAUAUUUGUAGAAUUCAGCGAUUCUGCUGAAGUGGAAAAAGGCUGCCAGUCAUUAAAUGGACGGUGGUUCGGUGGACGACUUGUGCAGGCGGAAAAAUACGAUCAGGAUUUGUUUGAUGCAAAUGAUCUCUCGGGUUGAAAAUAUCUCUUCACCCAAUGUGUUGUCAUUUUAAUCAUUCAUCAUCGACAGGUCUACCUAGAACAUCAAAUGUGUUGUUUUCAUGAUUACGAAAUAACAAUAGGACAAUGGUAUGACUAACGCAGGGAUAUCGAUUUGUGUAUAAUGUAAAUAAAAAACAAUUUAUAUUUACAAAUAGAACUUUGAAAAAAAAAAAUAACAUAAAUGAAUUUAAUUUUUUUUUUUGAUUCAGUGAAAUUAUGAAAUAUAGAAUUUAUUAAUUAAAGUUAUAAGAAUGUUCCAGAGAUAUGUUUCACUCAGUGAAUAUAAAAGUGAUAUAUGUUAAAGAUAUGUUUGGGGUUGAAAAAAGUUGUUAAAAUAUGACUCUACUUUGUCUUUUAAAUUUUUGUGGAUUUUAGCAUUUUCAGUACUUUAGUAUUGAAACUAGUUAAAGGGUGGCAAAAUCAAUUGUGUAUUACCCGAGUUGUCCCAACAGCCUGUUUUAAUGUUGAAAUUCCUCGUACUAAGAUUGAAUACAUGUAGUUCUAAGAUAAGUGCAGAACUAAUGUAAUACAAAUGUACAUAUUUUUAACACAGUAAAAAUAAAAAGUAUAGAAAGGUUAUUAAAUCUGACAGGUUUAGUUUAAACUUAUAUGAUUGUUUUAAAAGGCAUUGACCUGUAGAACAUUAUCAUUAAAAUUGUUAGGUUUUUUUACUACAAUUUUUUUAUAUAAAAGCAAUUUUUAAAACAUUCUAUUUUGUGGAAAGAUUAAUAUAACCAUAAACCUAAGUAAAAUUGUUUGUGGGCACACUUCAUAAAAAGAUACUUUCUGAUUGGUUAAGAUUUUUACAAUGGAGUCUUUAUCAACCAAUCAGAUUGUUUGUAAUUGAUCUCUGAAAUAAUCCAUCAUCAUGUGUCUGGUUUAAUGGAGAAUUUAUUUGAACUGGUCCUUUUAUCUGUUGUCGUGCAUCAUUUAACAUUAGGGUUCAUUGUAAAUACCAUUUUCCUCUUAGGCAGUACAUAUCCAGCUAGUUUACAGACGGACCAUGACUUUACUUGAAGUUCAUUUGUGCCUGAAAUAAUGCACAGAUUGGAGCUUGUGUCACUUUGGAUAAAAUUUCAAAUUGGUCAUCGGAUGACGUUGGCUCAAAACAAAGUGUCUGUCUGAUUGUAAACUGAUGUAUAAAAAUAGUAAUAAGAGAAUAAAGUUGCACAUAAUGUAUAUAUAAGAAAGUCCCUGGCUUCUUAUAAUAAACAUCAAUAUUGUUUAGUUUGUCAGACUGCUUUAGUUGAGUCUGAAUUUUUUUUAGACAGAUGACAAUAUUUUUCUGAUUUUGAAAGUGUGUUAAAAAAAUACUUAUUGUUUUUAUCGGAGCUUGUCACAUUAAAUUUUUUGAGGCAGGAUUUCCCCUUGCAUAGUUUUUUUGUGUGUAUAUUUAGCACAUUUUAGCACAGUCUUUCUUUUGAGGAUGUUCUUUAUGAAAAUUGAUUGAGAUUUACAGUAUGUCUAAAUUUCAAUUUUGCAUAAUUUGUACACAGAUUGUUCAUGUAAAUUAUGAAUAAUGAAAAACAAAAA